Molecule: messenger RNA, 892 nt
Organism: Staurois parvus
Lineage: Eukaryota; Metazoa; Chordata; Amphibia; Anura; Ranidae
Source: the annotation of a GenBank genome assembly
AUGGCGGCAUCCGGCAGCAGCAGGAAGAAAGCUGGGGAGCUGCUGAAGACUCUGCCCCGAGUGUCUCUGGACAACCUGAGACCCAACCCCGGAGCCAGGAAAACAGAAAAACAACGAGGUCGUGGCAGACAUGGUGGUGGAAAAAGUGGUAGAGGCCACAAAGGAGAGACACAGAGAGGAACUAAACCUCGUCUAGGGUUUGAAGGCGGGCAGACUCCUUUCUACUUGAUUAUCCCAAAGUAUGGAUUCAACGAGGGACACAGCAAUCGACGACAGUAUCAGCCGCUAAGCCUAAAGAAGCUCCAGUACCUCAUUGACCUUGGAAGGGUCGAUACCUCACUACCAAUUGACUUAACUCAGCUGGUCAAUGCUAGGAGGAGUGACCAUCCAGCCACUGAAAAGGGAUUAUGGUGUACAGUUGGUGGAAGAGGGGGCUGAUUUGUUUUGUGCAAGAGUUAACAUUGAAGUCCAGUGGGCAUCAGAGUUGGCAGUUGCAGCCAUAGAAAAAAAUGGUGGCAUUAUAACGACUGGUUUUUAUGAUCCACGUAGCCUUGAGGUUCUGUGUAAACCAAUUCCAUUUUUCAUGCAUGGUAAACCUAUUCCCAAACGAAUGCUUCCACCAGAGGAUUUGGUGAAAUAUUAUACCAGUGCUGGAAAACGUGGCUACUUAGCAGAUCCCAUAAAGGUUGAUGAAGCAAGGAAGCAACUUGCUCAGAAAUAUGGCUACAUCCUUCCUGACAUUACCAAGGAUGAACUGUAUGAAAUGUUGAGCCAGCGUAAGGAUCCCCGGCAGAUAUUCUUUGGCCUUGCUCCAGGUUGGGUGGUCAACAUGGCUGAAAAAAAGAUCUUGAAGCCUACAGAUGAGCGAUUACUAGCAUAUUACAGUUCUUGA